Molecule: messenger RNA, 219 nt
Organism: Colletotrichum phormii
Lineage: Eukaryota; Fungi; Ascomycota; Sordariomycetes; Glomerellales; Glomerellaceae
Exons: 3
Coding region: 1-219 (72 amino acids)
Source: RefSeq, a predicted model, not a curated record
AUGCAUUUCCAAGCGACGACUCUUUUUCUGGCCGCCGCUGUCAUCUUCCAGGGUGUUUCAGCACAAUUUUGCACUGGCCCUCCCGCAGACUGCAACUUCGAAAAUUGCAGAAUCAACUAUGCUGAUCCUUGGGCGACCUGCAAGUCAAAGUGCACUCCCAACUCGAGCCGCGAUGCCGCGGUUUCUUGCUGCUCUGGAUCGCUGUACUGCCCGGCAUGA